Messenger RNA from Corylus avellana, 789 nucleotides. RefSeq names its product Sterile alpha motif (SAM) domain-containing protein. The record is from RefSeq and is a predicted model, not a curated record. NCBI's taxonomy places the organism in Eukaryota, Viridiplantae, Streptophyta, Magnoliopsida, Fagales, Betulaceae. Gene Ontology annotation, molecular function: protein binding.
CGACACACAAGAGUGGCCAAAACCAAAAGACUCUCUCUCCUCUCUCUGCGACUGAAAGGCUCAACCAGCCCUCAAAUGUAGAAACUUUAUACCCCAAAGUUUCUACACACUCACCUUCUCUCACGGUAUUUUUGAGGGGUUGAUUUGGGAGAUGAGCAAAGAACACCAACCUGAGCCUCUUGAUUUCUUCAUUUGGACUGUUGAGGAUGUUGGUUUGUGGUUGGAAGUGAUAAAUCUUGGUAGUUACCGCCAGAUUUUUAAAGAAAAUGGUGUCAAUGGUGAAUAUCUGGAAGGCAUGUCCAUGUUUACUACUGAGCAGAUUCUUCGGUUUAUUAGACGAUGUCACAUGAAAUGGGGAGACUUCAUCACUCUGUGCAAGGAGCUCAGGAGGAUUAAGGUGGCUUGCCUGAAAGGGGAACAAAAAGUCCGCCGGCCAUGGUGGGCUCCUUCUUGCCUCUCGGUAUUCUUUGUCAAGGUGGCGAAACGUAACAGACAGUCACGAGUCGUUUCCUUGAAGCUGGAACCAUGAUGCAAGAUCAGCUUUAUAUGUAUGUACUUUCUUUUUGGUUUUUUUUUUUAUUUUUUUUUAUGGAUUUUCUUUUUGUUUAGAGAGCAGAAAGUAGGAAAGAACUUUUUUUUUUUUGUCUUGAAUCUGGCGAGGUCGCUGUUUGUUCUCCUUUGGAGAACUAUAUUUUACAUACAAGCCCUUUUAUGUGUUUAUUUCUGUUGUACCUUCUGUACUAAUCUGUAGAACAAGAAUACAAUGAAUACCAUGUUUUGAGUGAUCAA